Juglans regia (Persian walnut) is the source of this 913-nucleotide messenger RNA. RefSeq names its product equilibrative nucleotide transporter 3-like. NCBI's taxonomy places the organism in Eukaryota, Viridiplantae, Streptophyta, Magnoliopsida, Fagales, Juglandaceae. Gene Ontology annotation, molecular function: nucleoside transmembrane transporter activity. Gene Ontology annotation, cellular component: plasma membrane. The transcript is spliced from 7 exons. The record is from RefSeq and is a predicted model, not a curated record. The coding region runs from base 133 to 909 and encodes 258 amino acids. Gene Ontology annotation, biological process: nucleoside transmembrane transport.
CAUCCAUUGAAGACUAUUGGUUGCUACUCAAAAGACCCACAACCAUGAAAGCAAAUGGAGCAUAGUCAAGCACUUCCAUUGGACCAUUUUUAGUACAAGUACUAUUUGCAGUCUUGAAGAGGGAGAAUAGCCAUGACUGUUGCUAAUGAAAUCGAGGCUCCAAUGAGGCUUGAGGGAAAGUAUAAAGCAAUGUUGGUUUGUUUUGUUCUUGGGCUGGGGUCCCUUGUUGCAUGGAACAGUAUGCUGACAAUUGGAGACUACUACUAUCAACUAUUCCAGAAAUACCAUCCUUCACGAGUACUUACACUCGUUUAUCAACCAUUCGCGCUUGGAACAAUGGCAAUACUGGCAUACAACGAGUCAAAGAUCAAUACUAGGUGGCGCAAUUUAUUUGGAUACACUCUUUUCUUCGCAAGUACUUUGUUGGUCUUAGUUUUGGAUUUAGCCACAUUCGGGAAAGGUGGAAUUGGACCUUUUGUUGGUAUAUGUUUGCUUUCUGCUUGUUUUGGAGUUGCACAUGCCCAUGUUCAAGGUGGAAUGGUUGGAGACCUAUCUUUCAUGUGUCCUGAAUUCAUUCAGUCCUUCCUUGCUGGUCUCGCCGCGUCAGGGGCUCUGUCCUCUGCUUUGAGGCUAAUCACAAAAGCAGCCUUUGAGAAAUCUCAGAACGGGCUUCGCAAGGGAGCUAUGUUAUUCCUGGCGAUGUCCACGUUCUUUGUGUUUUUGUGUAUUCUUCUUUAUGCGAUGGUCUUCCCUAAGUUGCCAAUAGUGAAGUACUAUCGCUCAAAGGCAGCCUCAGAAGGAUCGAAAACUGUAUCCGCUGACCUUGCUGCUGCUGGAAUCCAGAAAAACACAAACCAAGGAGAAGGAGUACUGCAACUUUUCUUUAACCUCAUAAUACAUCAUGUUUAGCGAA